This is a messenger RNA of Paramisgurnus dabryanus, 795 nucleotides long. RefSeq names its product crystallin, gamma MX (gene crygmx). Gene Ontology annotation, biological process: visual perception; lens development in camera-type eye. The record is from RefSeq and is a predicted model, not a curated record. Gene Ontology annotation, molecular function: structural constituent of eye lens. Lineage: Eukaryota; Metazoa; Chordata; Actinopteri; Cypriniformes; Cobitidae.
AAAGCCCUGAUCCAUGACGGGUCUAUAAAGAGAUCCUGACCUCAGAAAUGGUUCGGUCCACUCCGAGCAUAGACACAAUGGGCAAGAUUACCUUCUUUGAAGACAAGAACUUCCAGGGCCGUCACUAUGAGUGCACUGGAGACUGUGGAGACAUGCAGUCUCACUUUUCUCGAUGCAACUCCAUCCGUGUAGACAGUGGCUCCUGGGUGGCCUAUGAGAAGCCCAACUAUGCUGGAUACCAGUACAUGCUAUUCAAGGGUGAUUAUCCUGAUUUCCAACACUGGGCUGGAUUCAACGAUUGCAUCCGUUCCUGCCGCAUGGUUCCUCCUUACAAUGGAAACUACAGGAUGAAGAUCUUCGAGCGCUCAGAUUUCGGUGGUCGGGCAAUGGAGUUGAGUGAAGACUGCCCAGACCUGCGCCAGAGAUUUCACAAUGGAGACAUCUCCUCUGCUAAUGUCAUUGAGGGUUACUGGAUCCUCCACGAGCACCCUAACUACACUGGUCGCCAGUUCUUCCUGCGCCCCGGAGAAUACAGGAGACAUGUUGAGUGGGGUAGUCCAACCCCUACCAUCGGCUCUCUGCGACGUGUGACUGAGCGCAACUGAAGAUCCUAAAUAAUGCAACCCUCUCCUAAUGUGUCAACAGCACCGCCUGUCCAUGCAAUGACUAUGUGUGACCUACAAUCACUUCAAGGUGAUGAGGUCUGUGAAUGUAUUUGUGAUGUUGGCUAUAAUGCCAGUUUAGUUUUGCUUAAGUAGGGAUAUUGGCACCUUUAGAAUUGUUGAUGUGUAUUUU